AUGGAAAAAUUGAAGAUUCAGCAGAAGACACGCACUGCGCGUAACAGGCUCGCCGAAGCCGUCUCGCGCGGAAAUGGCGCAGGAUCUCUUGCUGUUCCCCCCUCGACGCUCGCAAUCAACGACAAUGCUAGCACGACCGGUGUGAACGAGGGCUUCCCAGGGCAGCCUUCCGCACGCGACUUUGCAGCCUCAGAGAGCGUUCCAGUACCGCAGCCGAGAAUCGAGCCUCCAACAUCUCUACAGUCUUCUGUGGACGCUGGCAAACGCGUGCCCGUGCCUCCCAGAGAUGUUACACGAACGCCAACUCGAGGUAUCGGAAUUCGACGAAUGCCAUCCUCAAUCGCCUUGAAUCAAUAUGCACAAGCCCCAAAUCUUUCUUCACAGCGACUGAGUCAACCUUUGGAUACCCUGGAAGAAGGCCAAGAACUCGGAAGAACGGCAUCGAAAUCGACUGAUUCCACACUCACUCAGCCGGAGCCCAGUAGAUUGAGGAAGGUCAAGAGCGCUAUACAAACCAAGGUCCCGUUCUGGAGCAGUCCGAGCAGCAAAGAGAAGGAGAAGUCCCCCGUGCCCUUCGAUCCAUCGGCGCAUGGCCCUGCGGAUGUAGGGAUGGAUUACACAUCAGAUAUGGUAGACGUGUUGGACACGCUUGAUCCUGAGAUUGCAACGCUAACAUCUUUGACCAACCUGCAAAAUUCGUUGUUCGUACCCAAUCUGCCCUUCCUCAAUCGGCGACCGACAUACAACCUGCGACGAGCUCCGAGUGAGACUGAAAGUCUAGAACAGAUCAAUCGUAUACUGGCGCCAGCUCAAGCUGAAGCAGAAUUGCAACCACCUCCGAGACUGAUGCGAACCGAGACUGAGGGAACAACCGCUACGCUGGCAACUAUCGACUCACGGCUAAGCGACUCUCGAUAUGCUGUGCUUCCGCACGGUACUUCUCUCGAGGGUUGGAGCAAGCACGACAAGUCAGAGGUGAAUGAUCACGUCCGACACAUGCUCCACUCAAAGCGUUCAAAGUUCAAGCGCUCCAUGCGAGGUUUCGGGCAAUAUGUGAAGAGGCCGCUUGGCUUUCUGGUUACGCUAUAUGCCACUCUCAUCACCAUAUUUGGUCUCGCAUGGGUGCUCUUCCUAAUCGGCUGGAUCAAUGUUGGAGGCCAGCAGAUUUACGUCGUCCAUGUCAUUGAUAGUGUCUUGGUCGCUCUGUUUGCCGUUGUUGGCGACGGACUCGCUCCAUUUCGUGCCAUCGACACAUACCACAUGAUUUACAUCGCGCACUAUCACCACUAUACCUGGUCUCGCAGGAAGAAAGACAUGCUGCCCGCGUUGCAUGACCAGAACGACCUCCCUUCUACCAACGCACCCAUCGCCGCACCACGAACGACAGACCCCGAGGAUCCUGAGAAGCAGUGGGAGUUCACUGUUCUGACACCUAAGCAGCAAGAGAAGCUUGAGCACCAUCAAGAGAAAUUCUGCAAGUCGCAUUCGUUCUACAAGCCCCACGAGACUGAGACUCACUACGCCUUUCCGCUGCGCUUCCUCGUCGCUAUUGUCGUCCUACUUGACUGUCACUCUAUACUCCAGAUUUCUCUCGGAGCUACCACAUGGGGCAUCUACUACAAGGACAGGCAUUUCGCCAUCACGACUGUCAUCCUGAUCUGCUCCAUCACUUGCAACGCCACUGCUGGUCUCCUCAUCUUCCUCGGCGACAAGCGCACCAGAAAGACGGACGUGCUCGAGCGUAUGAACAGACAAGAGCUCACCGAUGAAGCGAUCAAGAAGGUGGAGAAGAAGAAAGAGCGCGAGAGCGAGAGCGAAGGCGACGAGCUCUCUAGGAAUGAGCGGAAGGGACGCUUGAGUCUGGAUAUGAUUAGGAAAAAGACUCAGGGUAGUAUCGGUAAUAGCAGUGGGAAGCGUGGUGAGCUGCAGCCUACAGCGCAGAACCCAUAUCCUUAA
This is a messenger RNA of Boeremia exigua, 1956 nucleotides long. RefSeq lists its product as uncharacterized. Lineage: Eukaryota; Fungi; Ascomycota; Dothideomycetes; Pleosporales; Didymellaceae. The transcript has 3 exons. Bases 1 to 1956 code for a protein of 651 amino acids. The record is from RefSeq and is a predicted model, not a curated record.